CUCGCCCGCCUCCGCCUGCUGUCCGGAGCGCGCCGGGAGGUGUCGGGCCGCAUUCCCCGCCCCGCCCCGCGCCGCCGCCCCGGGUCGGGCGGGAGUCUCGCCGUGGUCCCGGUCGGGGCCGGGAGCUCCGCGCGCUCCCGCGGUACCCGGCGGGCGGCGGCGCGGUGCAUGCCGGGCCCGGGGCGGACCGUCCCCGCGCUGCGCCAGGAGCCGCGAGCCGCGCCCGCCGCCAUGUUCCGCCGGGCCGCCGCCGCCCGGCGCCUGUAGCCGCCCCCGCCCGCCCCGCCGCGCCCCACCAGCCGCCGGCGGAGGGGCGGACGAAGGCGCUGCCGCGCCCAGCAGCCGCCGCCGGAGCCCGGCAGCGCUCAGCGAUGUCCGCCAAGGAAGGGAGCAAGGUGCUGCUGCUGACGCCCCACGCCACCAGCGAACGCGCCGUCAAGGCUGUCCCUUUCCCACCAACGCAUCGCUUGACAUCUGAAGAAGUGUUUGACACAGAUGGAAGACCAAGGGUUGACAUUUUGAAGAACCAUUUGAUAAAGGAAGGUCGAGUGGAUGAAGAAAUUGCACUUAGAAUCAUCAAUGAGGGUGCUGCAAUAUUACGGAGGGAAAAAACUAUGAUAGAAGUUGAAGCUCCAAUUACAGUGUGUGGUGAUAUUCAUGGCCAGUUCUUUGAUCUAAUGAAGCUGUUUGAAGUGGGAGGAUCACCUGCUAACACAAGAUACCUCUUCCUCGGUGACUAUGUAGACAGAGGUUAUUUUAGUAUAGAGUGCGUGCUGUACUUAUGGGUCCUGAAAAUUCUUUACCCAAGCACAUUGUUUCUUUUGAGAGGCAACCAUGAAUGCAGACACCUAACAGAGUAUUUUACCUUUAAGCAAGAAUGUAAAAUAAAGUACUCUGAAAGAGUCUAUGAUGCUUGUAUGGAAGCUUUUGAUUGUCUCCCUCUUGCUGCUCUCUUAAAUCAACAGUUUCUUUGUGUUCAUGGUGGACUUUCACCAGAAAUUAAUACACUAGAUGACAUUAGGAGAUUAGAUAGAUUCAAAGAGCCUCCAGCUUUUGGACCAAUGUGUGACUUGUUGUGGUCAGAUCCUUCAGAAGAUUUUGGAAAUGAAAAUUCACCAGAGCAUUUCAGUCAUAACACAGUCAGAGGAUGCUCCUACUUUUAUAGCUAUCCAGCAGUUUGUGAAUUUUUGCAAAAUAAUAAUUUGUUGUCAAUCAUUAGAGCACAUGAAGCACAAGAUGCAGGUUAUAGAAUGUACAGGAAAAGUCAAACUACAGGGUUCCCAUCUUUAAUAACAAUUUUUUCAGCACCUAAUUACCUGGAUGUCUACAAUAAUAAAGCUGCUGUAUUAAAAUAUGAAAACAAUGUCAUGAAUAUUCGUCAGUUCAAUUGUUCUCCUCAUCCUUACUGGCUACCAAAUUUUAUGGAUGUUUUCACAUGGUCUUUGCCAUUUGUUGGAGAGAAAGUUACAGAAAUGUUGGUGAAUGUUUUGAGCAUUUGCUCUGAUGAUGAGCUGAUGACAGAGGGAGAAGAUCAAUUUGACGUAGGUACAGCUGCCGCAAGGAAGGAAAUAAUCAGAAAUAAAAUUCGUGCAAUUGGCAAGAUGGCAAGAGUCUUCUCUGUUCUCAGGGAGGAGAGUGAAAGUGUGCUGACACUCAAGGGUUUGACUCCCACUGGAAUGUUACCUAGUGGAGUGUUGGCUGGAGGACGACAGACCCUGCAAAGUGCCACUGUAGAGGCAAUUGAGGCUGAAAAAGCAAUACGAGGAUUCUCUCCGCAACAUAGAAUCUGCAGUUUUGAAGAAGCAAAAGGUUUGGAUAGGAUCAAUGAGAGAAUGCCACCAAGAAAAGAUGCUCUUCAGCAAGAUGGUAUUAAUACUGUAAACACAGCAAAUGCCAAUGGAAACAAUGGAACUGGCAACAACAAUGCACAGUGACCACAUCAGCUUCUGGUUUACUCACUCAUGUCCUGCCUGAGAAUUCCUAGAUUAUUGCUUUUUGAUGUGACAACAAAUUAAAUAGGGGGAUCACUUGAAGUGACUACUUACACAAGGUGGAAAACCAUCUGACUUG
Zonotrichia leucophrys gambelii is the source of this 2070-nucleotide messenger RNA. RefSeq names its product protein phosphatase 3 catalytic subunit beta (gene PPP3CB). Gene Ontology annotation, biological process: calcineurin-mediated signaling. The record is from RefSeq and is a predicted model, not a curated record. NCBI's taxonomy places the organism in Eukaryota, Metazoa, Chordata, Aves, Passeriformes, Passerellidae. The transcript is spliced from 14 exons. Bases 372 to 1934 code for a protein of 520 amino acids. Gene Ontology annotation, cellular component: cytoplasm; calcineurin complex. Gene Ontology annotation, molecular function: calmodulin binding; calmodulin-dependent protein phosphatase activity.